Molecule: messenger RNA, 1383 nt
Organism: Hemicordylus capensis (graceful crag lizard)
Lineage: Eukaryota; Metazoa; Chordata; Lepidosauria; Squamata; Cordylidae
Product: coiled-coil domain-containing protein 166-like
Exons: 2
Coding region: 162-1205 (347 amino acids)
Source: RefSeq, a predicted model, not a curated record
CAUGGAUGCACACAACUUUCCAUCGGUGCCAGUCCCUCGCCUGUUUCCUGGGCAUGCUCUUCUCCUUGAUAGUUCUCUGCUGAGAAGAAACUGGCUGCCAGCUGAGGACAAGGGAAGCAGUCGUACAAUCCAGGGCCUGAAAGCCCACCACGCUGCACAACAUGGCACCCAAGCGAGUCAAGUCAACAGAGAAGAAAGGAGCAGUCACAGAACAAGGCCGCACUGGGCCCCUUGUCAGUGAGAGGAGGAGGGAGCACCACCUGCACAAGGAAUGCGGCACCCUGGCAGAGCAUAUCGAUACCUACACACAGCGCGUGGAGCACUUCCAGGGGGAAAAUGAGUUCCUUGAUAAGGAAGCCCAGCAGAUCCGAGAGAACAGCAAAGCCUACCUUGCCUACUUGGCCAAGCGUACCCUCCGAUGCCAGGACACCAUCAUCACCCUGAACGACCAGAACCGCUCGGACCUAGCCCAGGUCCGGAAGCAGAAGGAGGAGCUGACUUCACAGUACACAGACAAGGAGAAGGAGGUGAGGUGUCAGCUGAUAGAGAUGGAGACCAAGUACUCCCUCAUGAACAGGGAGGUUGAGGAGCUGCAGCCCUUCAAGGAGCUGCAGUCAGAGCAACUGACCCGGAUCCGGGAGCUGGAGAAGGAGCUGCUCGCCUUGAAAAUCCAGCACUCAGAGCAAAUGCACACAGUCAAGAGCCGUUUCCUCCAGCAGAAGUCACAAUACGAGAUGGAAUCUCAGCAGAAAGUCCAAGCACUGGCCAAGAAGGCCGAGAAGGAAGCUGUGCUCAGUCUCAUCCAGCACACCAGGCAGAUCAAAGCUGAGAACUGGUGCCUGCGGAAGGAGCUGCUGAACCUCAUCCAGCGAGCCCAAGGCCUGAGAGCCUUCAUGCGCCAGCUGCAAGAGCAAGAGGACCAGCUCCUCCGGGAGCACCAGUACAGCCGAGACCUGGCACAGAUGCGCCACUGGUUAAAGAAGCAGCAGCAGCAGCAGCCGCCGCAAGGGGCUAUGGCAGGCACUGCUCCUUGCAGCCUCUCUGCUAAGCACAGGCUCCUCUCCCUUCAACCCCCAGAGUCGCCCCCAAGUGUCCAACAGGAAGCAGAGAGCGCCCCACCAGCCAGGAUGCCUACAGCCAGUGAUGGGGAGCCGGAAGUGCCUGCUAGCAGAGAGUCUCCAGAGCAUGCGACACAAAUGGCUUAAAGACCAGAGAUGCAAGGACUGCCUCCUUUCCCAGUGAAGUAGGAUGUUGCACUGCAGCCCUCACUACCAACAACUACAGGAAAUCUACAAAUGCAUCUUUCUUUCCUUUUUGGACCUUCACUGCUGAGUAGCUCAGGGUGGGACUAUUUAAACAAGAAAAUAAAAUGUAUGGAACCUA